Molecule: messenger RNA, 870 nt
Organism: Penicillium bovifimosum
Lineage: Eukaryota; Fungi; Ascomycota; Eurotiomycetes; Eurotiales; Aspergillaceae
Product: aminoglycoside phosphotransferase family protein
Exons: 2
Coding region: 1-870 (289 amino acids)
Biological process (GO): protein phosphorylation
Molecular function (GO): protein kinase activity; ATP binding
Source: RefSeq, a predicted model, not a curated record
AUGGAACUAUCUAUACGCCCAAUAGCCCAUCCACAAAGUCGCGACCCUGAUGGAUUUUUUCCACUAGAUGGAAAGGACCUUAAUUCCGUCACGGAUGAGGCUCUGGCAAAUCUUCUCACAUCUUCUCCCAUCCUCCAUCAGUUAGGUGGAACGACGGUUGUGCGGCUUUCAGAGACCUUGAUCAUGAAGGGUGGCAGGAGUGUCAUGGCUAGUGAAGCGGAAAUGCUCCGUCUUAUUGCUUCCAGAACCACCAUUCGAGCCCCAAGAGUCUAUCGCUCAUUUCAGGUCAAAGAUGAUACUCAAUAUUUUGGUACAUCUGGGUAUAUUGUGAUGGAUUUUAUCCCAGGUCAACCACUGGAUGAGAGCUGGAACAGCCUAUCCCGUGACACUCAAGGGAAAAUCGCUGCGCAGGUUGCUGAAAUAAUCCAUAAGAUGCAGUCUAUUGAGCUUUCGCAGCCUGGCCCCAUUGGUGGAGGACCAAGUCGGGGUUGGUUCUUCACAGAUUAUAGUGCGGGGCCUUUUAUGGACGCUGCUGAAAUGGAAGCUUGGUUUAACCACAAGCUAGAUAUCUGCAAAAGUGUCCAUCAAGCCCCAAAAUACAUUCCGCCAUUUCAUUUUACCAAGUUUGUCCUUACACACAACGACAUCAGUCCUCGAAACUUGAUCUUAGAUCAACAUGAACAAGUGUGGUUGAUUGACUGGGCAUAUUCUGGUGCAUAUCCUCCUGUCUUUGAAAGCGCGGCAUUGUCAAUCCAGCCAUUUUUCACUUCUUUCAAUGAAGCGGUGUUAUCCCUUAUUCCACGCUACCCGGAGGAGGAAAUGCAACUUGAUUCUAUUGCAUAUGGAUUAACCACCGCAGCAUUGGCCUAA